Messenger RNA from Corylus avellana, 3529 nucleotides. NCBI's taxonomy places the organism in Eukaryota, Viridiplantae, Streptophyta, Magnoliopsida, Fagales, Betulaceae. The record is from RefSeq and is a predicted model, not a curated record.
AGAGGGAGAGAAGAGAGGGGAAGAAGGCAAGAAAAAGAAAAAAAAAAUAGGAAAGAAGAAAAGGUAUUUUAAGUCAAGAACUCAGAAUAGAAAAUGAGUCAAAUAAUGGUCUUUGAUUUUUAAAAACCGGUCCUCUGUUUCACAAUUCUCUGUCCCUCACAGCUGGAUUUCUACGUGGAAAGGGGUUCUGUGAGGAAGCUUCAAUUGUGAAGAGAUAAGAGGGCCAGAUGACCAGGUUUUAAUAAAAACUUGGUAAGAAUUGGGCUUGAAUCUGGGGAGGUGAAAUUUUGGUGCUCUAGAUCCUGUUCUUGACUCUGCCCUGUAUAUCUUGAAGUGGGUGUCAAUCAAAAUUCGUUCUUGUUGCUUGUCAUCCCUGGGGUUUUAUCUUGUUUUGGGGUUUUAGUUGAUCAAAGACCUUAUUUUUGUUAAUUCUUUAUGCAAAAUCGAGGGCUAGAAUAAGAUCCAUUUGAGAUUUGUGUAUCAGUACUUUGCCAACUUGUUUCUUUGUUAUUUCUUAAUUGAGAUUAUACGAAUAAAUUGAAUUUGCCUUCCAACUCAAAAAACUUUCUGUGUCUCCUUUGUAGGACUCGGUUUGGGAUUGUAUUCUUUGUAGUUACUGUACAAUCCCGUUCUUGAUUCUGGGUCCUCGAGUAUUUUUUGUUUUUGUUUUUGAUAUAAAGAACUUUGUAUUUCAAUGGCUAAUCCACCACAGCCUUCCCUCGGGUACGCUGUUUCUAUCACUCCCUCAAACCCGGGCACAUCAAACCCUCACGCUGAGGAAAGUCCAAUUCCUCCUCCUCCUUCAAUUUCUCCCACACCUCCCAGAUUUCCUCCACCAAAAUUACAACAAGGUCAGAGUCCUUCACCUUCAAUAGAAAGCUCAAAUGUACCAUCUCCAGCCAAUGGUGUUAAAAGUGGCAGCCCCAUUCCCCAUUUAAGCACUCCCCCUGGACCUCCUGUCUUUACUUCACCUGUUCGCCCUGCUGCUGUGCCUUUCCGCUCUUCGCCUGCAUCUCCUCAGCCAGUUGCAUUUUCUUCGGGUUCAUUUUUGCCAACGUCUUCACCUCCCAACCUUUCAAAUGGAUCGGGUGAGUUGCAGCAACAAAUUUCUGAUGGUACAGAGAACUCGGUGCCAACUGGGGAAUUACCGUAUGUUCUAUUUUCAGCUCAUAAGAUUUUGAAACAGAAGAAGCAAGCAAAUGUACCCAGUUUAGGUUUUGGGGCAUUGGUUUCUCCUGGGAGGGAGGUUUCACCAGGUCCUCAAAUAAUACAACGUGAUCCCCAUCGCUGUCAAAGUUGUGGAGCCUAUGCAAAUAUCUAUAGCAACAUAUUACCUGGCUCAGGCCAGUGGCAGUGUGUUAUUUGUCGUGAACUGAAUGGAAGUGAGGGUGAAUACGUCGCUCCCAGCAUGGAAGAUCUUCGUAACUUUCCAGAACUGUCGUCACCUGUGGUUGAUUAUAUUCAAACUGCUAACAAGAGACCCGGUUUUAUUCCAGUUUCCGAUUCGAGAAUCUCUGCACCCAUUAUUCUUGUCAUAGAUGAGUGCUUAGAUGAACCACACCUUCAGCACUUACAGAGCUCCCUACAUGCAUUUGUUGAUUCACUUCACCCAUCAACAAAAUUAGGAAUUAUUUUAUUUGGUCGCACAGUAUCAGUUUAUGAUUUUUCAGAGGAAUCAAUUGCAUCUGCUGAUGUGCUUCCUGGUGACAAAUCACCAACUCAGGAGUCAUUGAAAGCAUUGAUUUAUGGAAGUGGCAUAUAUUUGUCCCAAAUUCAUGCUUCACUACCUGUAGCACAUGCCAUAUUCUCAUCACUGAGGCCAUAUAAAUUAAACUUUCCAGAAGCUUCCAGAGACCGGUGCUUGGGCACAGCAGUUGAGGUUGCUCUUGCUAUCGUUCAAGGGCCAUCAGCAGAGUUGUCUCGAGGGGUAGUUAAAAGGUCAGGUGGAAAUAGCAGAAUUAUUGUGUGUGCUGGUGGACCUAAUACUUAUGGCCCUGGAUCUGUCCCUCAUUCGUUAAGUCACCCAAAUUAUCCUCAUAUGGAAAAGACAGCAUUGAAAUGGAUGGAUCAACUAGGUCGGGAGGCUCAUCGGCACAAUAUAGUGGUUGACAUUUUAUGUGCCGGAACAUGCCCUCUAAGAGUUCCUAUUUUGCAGCCUCUCGCAAAAGCUUCUGGGGGUGUUUUGGUUCUUCAUGAUGACUUUGGAGAAGCCUUUGGCGUAAACUUGCAAAGAGCAUCUACCAGGGCAGCAGGUUCACAUGGUUUGUUGGAAGUACGCUGUUCUGAUGAUAUUCUGAUAACUCAAGUUGUGGGUCCUGGUGAAGAGGCACAUGUAGAUACUCAUGAAACCUUUAAGAGUGACUCUUCUUUAUAUAUUCAAAUGAUUAGUGUUGAAGAAACGCAGAGCUUCUCACUUUCCAUGGAAAGUAAAAGAGAUAUUAAGAGUGAUUACAUAUUUUUUCAGUUUGCAAUCCAGUUUUCAAAUGUGUAUCAAGCUGAUAUAUCCAGAGUUAUCACUGUUAGAUUGCCAACUGUGGAUAGUGUUUCGGCAUAUCUUGAGAGUGUUCAAGAUGAAGUGGCAGCCGUUCUUAUUGCCAAGAGGACCCUCUUGCGAGCCAAAAACUAUUCUGAUGCAGUUGAUAUGCAAACAACAAUAGAUGAAAGAGUUAAAGACAUUGCUUUGAAGUUUGGGUCCCAAGUACCAAAGUCAAAGCUUUACCGGUUCCCCAAAGAGCUCUCGUUAUUACCAGAGCUCCUAUUUCAUCUUAGAAGGGGCCCACUUUUGGGAAGUAUUAUUGGCCAUGAAGAUGAGAGGUCUGUAUUACGGAAUUUGUUUUUAAAUGCAUCCUUUGAUCUUUCACUCCGAAUGAUAGCACCUCGUUGUCUAAUGCACCGGGAAAAGGGUACUUUUGAGGAACUGCCAGCUCAUGACCUGGCUAUGCAGUCUGAUGCAGCAGUUGUUCUUGACCAUGGCACAGAUGUCUUCAUUUGGUUGGGUGCUGAACUUGCGGCUGAUGAAGGAAGAAGUGCAGCUGCUUUGGCGGCUUGCAGGACAUUGGCUGAAGAGCUAACUGAAGUGCGAUUUCCAGCUCCUCGGAUCCUUGCUUUUAAGGAGGGGAGCUCUCAGGCUCGGUAUUUCGUUUCUCGGCUGAUACCAGCACACAAGGAUCCUCCAUACGAGCAGGAGGCGAGAUUCCCCCAGCUCCGGACUCUGACAACGGAACAGCGAAUGAAGCUGAAAAGCAAUUUUAUUCACUUUGAUGAGCCUAGCUUCUGCGAGUGGAUGCGAAGUCUGAAAUUGGUGCCGCCAGAACCAAGCUAAGAAAGAAGUCCUUGAAAGAGAGUUUGGUGGCUGACGUACCUCUGGGAAGGGGGUCUGAAGAAUGUGCAUCCUUCCGUCACUGAUACGGGAGACUUUUGUUUCUCUUAUGUUUUCAUUGGCAACAGGGAUAUGUACCUCAGGGCGUUCUAGACUGUUAGUGGUGGUGGUGGUGAUCAUAUUGAUGCCAUCUCAUCUCCCUCUCCAGCC